AUGAAGGCUACUCUCAUCCUCACCACUCUCCUCGGCGCUGCCAUUGCCAGCCCGGUUGCCAUCGCCAACGUCGAUGCUAACCAGGUUGAGAAGCGCGAUCUCGAGGUUCGCGUGCUGUCUGGUAACCCCAUCACCAGCCUUAUUCCCAACGGAAUCAUCCUGGCCAAUCUCAGCCUUCCUGCCGUUCCUACCGGCGCCAUCACCAACGCCAACGUCAUCGAGAUUCUCACUCAGCUUCUCCAGAGCAUCCUUGGCGCCAUCCUUAACAUCCGCCAGGGCACUAGUCUCCCCAACCAACCUACGGUCCCUACGAUCCCCGGUCUUCCUACUCCUGUCAUCCCCUCUGGUGGUAUUUCUGCGGCGCAGCUUACCGGUCUCACCACCGUUCUCCAGCCUCUGCUUAAGAACGUCACCGACAUCACCCAGAACCUUCCUACCGGCCUUACCUCGACCCAGAAGCUGCAGGCCCUGGCCAUCCUCACUGUUAUCAAGACCCAACUCGCUGCUCUUAUCACGGGCCUCUCCAGUGGGUCCGGUGCCAGCCUUCCCAACGGCAUCACUGCCGGUGCGGUUCCCGGCGUCAGCGACCUGGCUUCUUCUGUCGGUACCCUCGAUGGUGUCGUCAAAACCGUCACCGGCAUUGUCGGCGCUGUUCUCGCUGGCGUUGUCAGCCUCCUCGGUGGCAGUAUCCUCAGCACCCUCCCUAUUGGCCGAUAG
Colletotrichum spaethianum is the source of this 717-nucleotide messenger RNA. RefSeq lists its product as uncharacterized. Lineage: Eukaryota; Fungi; Ascomycota; Sordariomycetes; Glomerellales; Glomerellaceae. The record is from RefSeq and is a predicted model, not a curated record. Bases 1 to 717 code for a protein of 238 amino acids. The transcript has 3 exons.